Messenger RNA from Dictyostelium purpureum, 1107 nucleotides. RefSeq lists its product as uncharacterized. Gene Ontology annotation, biological process: plasma membrane tubulation; endocytosis; endosomal transport. Lineage: Eukaryota; Evosea; Eumycetozoa; Dictyosteliales; Dictyosteliaceae. The transcript is spliced from 6 exons. Gene Ontology annotation, cellular component: plasma membrane; cytoplasmic vesicle. The record is from RefSeq and is a predicted model, not a curated record. Gene Ontology annotation, molecular function: protein binding; phosphatidylinositol binding. The coding region runs from base 1 to 1107 and encodes 368 amino acids.
AUGUCUGGAAAUACAAAAAAACAACAAAACCCAGUAAUUGAAAUUACUUUAAAAACAAUAAAUAAUUUAAAAGUUAAUUCACCACCAUUAUUCUCAGAAGUUAUAAAGGCAGCAAAUAAAUAUCAACAACAAUCCCAAAUGUUAAGUCAAACAGGUCUUGUUUUAGCUGAUACCAUUCAAAGAUUAACAAUUCAUAAUAGUGGAGAUUUUGGUGAAGGUUUUAAAAAACUAGCUGAUGCUGUUAGAGAUUUAGAAAAUAAAAGAGAUGAAGUUUGUAAAGUUUUAUUAAAUGAAUUUAUCACACCAAAUAAACAAGCUGUAGAAAAUGAUCAAAAAGAUAUUGUUACAUUCGAAAAAAAUUAUAAAAAAGAUAGAGAUAGUAUGAGACAAGAAAUUCUUAAAUUAGAAGCUAAAACUAGAAAAGCUGGUAAAAAGACAACCCCAGAAGUUCUUAAACAGCAAAUUACUGAGUUAAAUGACAAAAUCAAAGAAUCAGAACAAUUAAAUGCAAACAAACUUAGAGAUGUAGUAUUAAUGGAGAGAAAAAAACAUGCCACCUUUUUAUCACAAUUUAAUCAGUUUUUAGAAAAAGAAAUUGAAUUAGCAACUGAAUCAAUUGCUAAAUAUUCAACUGCACUUAAUACACACAGAGAAUUGAUUAAUACUCAAUCACAGUUACCAAGCGAAACAGAGUCAAUGAUUAGUAAACAAGAAAGAACUUUAGUACAAAUUCAACCACAACAAGGCGAUAGUAGUAAUGGUGAUUACCGUAUUUCUUAUGCACCAGGCACAGUUCAAGCUGAUAGUACAUACGAAUCAUAUGAUUCAUAUGACAACUAUGAUAACUAUGACAAUUACGAUCAAUCAUAUACUGAUAGUGGUUAUGAUCAACAACAACAAUAUGGUGAUCAGCAACAAUAUGGUGGUACAGAAUUACAAGCUAGAGCACUUUAUGAUUAUGAUAGUCACGAACCAACUGAUCUUUGUUUAAGAGCUGGCGAAAUAUUAUCUAUUCUUCAACAAGAUGAUGGUAGUGGUUGGAGUAAAGGUAGAAAUUCAAAUGGAAUGGAAGGUAUUUUCCCAUCAUCAUAUAUUGAAUAUGUUUAA